UCCAAUAAACGACCACAAGGUGGUUGCACAUGAGUGCUGGAUCCUUGUUCACCCAACACUCAUCUUCCCCACUAAAUUAAUUUCUCCAUUGUUUCCUCCCUCCGAUCAUUCAGGAAAACUAAAACAAGAUGACGAAAACAGCCAUUCUCAUCCACUGCUUCUCCUUCUUCCUCCUCCUCCUCCUCCUCUCCAUUUCUCCGUCAACAUCCUCAGCCCCAUCUCAACCGUCCGAUCGUCCCCAAACCUUCAUCAUCCACGUGUCCAAAUCCCACAAGCCUGCCGCCUUCUCCUCCCACCAACAAUGGUACUCCUCCAUCCUUCGCUCCCUCUCCUCCCCCCACCCCACCAAACUCCUAUACACCUACUCCACCGCCGCCCACGGCUUCUCCGCCCGCCUCACCGCCUCCCAAGCCGCCGACCUCCGCCGCCGACCCUCCAUCCUCUCCGUCCUCCCCGACCGAAUCCGCCACGUCCACACCACUCGCACCCCCCACUUCCUCGGCCUCGCGGACUCCUUCGGCCUCUGGCCUAACUCCGAUUACGCCGACGACGUCAUCAUCGGAGUUUUAGAUACCGGGAUCUGGCCCGACCGCCAGAGCUUCUCCGAUAAAGGACUCUCUCCGGUUCCCUCCGGUUGGAAAGGCAAGUGCGACACCGGCCCGGACUUCCCUGCCACGUCGUGUAACCGUAAAAUCAUCGGCGCCAGGGCCUACUAUCAAGGGUACGAAGCCGCGAUUGAAAACCUAAUGCACGAUGCGGCUUCCAAUUUUACUUGUGGAGGCGAGCAUAAGCUGGACCGAACACCUGAGUUAUUGAAAAACCUAAAAGAUGAUUAUAAAUCCCCGAGAGAUACGGAAGGGCACGGGACGCACACGGCGUCUACGGCAGCCGGAUCCGUCGUGUCAAACGCAAGUUUUUUCGAUUACGCGAGAGGCGAGGCGAGGGGAAUGGCGAUCAAGGCGAGGAUCGCCGUGUACAAGAUCUGUUGGAGCUCGGGCUGCUUUGAAUCGGACAUACUCGCGGCGAUGGACCAGUCGGUUUUGGACGGCGUCCACGUCAUCUCCCUCUCCGUCGGAGCGUCCGGUAAGGCGCCGCAGUACGAUCGCGACUCCAUCGCGAUAGGAGCGUUCGGAGCCGCGAGACAUGGUGUUCUCGUGUCCUGCUCCGCAGGGAAUUCCGGUCCCAAUCCGUACACUGCCGUUAAUAUCGCUCCGUGGAUUCUCACCGUUGGUGCUUCCACGAUUGAUAGGGAGUUUCCGGCUGACGUCACUCUCGGCGACGGUAGAGUCUACGGCGGCGUAUCGCUCUAUUCAGGCGAUAAACUUGGCGAUUCGAAGCUUCCAUUGAUUUACGCAGCCGAUUGUGGUGACAGGUAUUGUUAUUCAGGAAAGCUUGACUCGUCAAAAGCAGCGGGGAAAAUUGUUGUCUGCGAUCGUGGAGGCAACGCGAGAGUAGCGAAAGGUAGUGCCGUCAAAAUUGCUGGCGGAGCCGGCAUGAUAAUGGCAAACACGGCGGAGAGCGGCGAAGAACUCGUUGCUGAUUCGCAUUUGAUCCCUGCCACUAUGGUUGGCCAGAUCGCCGGCGAUAAGAUCAAAGACUACGUCAAAUCGGAUCCGUCACCAACGGCGACGAUUGUGUUCAAAGGAACGGUAUACGGAACUUCACCACCUGCACCACGUGUCGCCGCCUUCUCCAGCCGUGGGCCGAGCCAUCUGACCGCGGAAAUUCUCAAACCAGACGUCAUAGCUCCAGGUGUCAACAUCUUGGCCGGUUGGACCGGAUAUACUAGUCCAACCGACUUGGACAUUGACCCAAGAAGAGUUGAUUUCAACAUCAUCUCGGGCACCUCAAUGUCUUGCCCGCAUGUGAGUGGAUUAGCUGCGUUGCUGCGUAAAGCCUACCCGGAGUGGACCCCAGCUGCUAUAAAAUCCGCCCUGAUGACCACUGCUUACAAUUUGGAUAACAAUGGCCGAAAUUUUACUGAUCUCGCCACCGGAGGCAUAUCCACACCGUUUAUUCACGGAGCAGGACACGUGGAUCCCAACAAAGCGCUCGAUCCAGGUCUAGUCUACGACAUACAUGAGAGUGAUUACGUGGCGUUCCUAUGCACCAUUGGAUACAACGCGAAGAGGAUUGCCAUCUUCGUGAAGGAUCAUCCUGUGGAUUGCGGCGCACUAGGGCUGGGUAGUCCAGGUGAUCUGAACUACCCAUCGUUUUCGGUCGUGUUUGAUUCGAGCAAGAGUAUGGUUAAGUACAAGAGGACGGUGAAGAACGUUGGGAGUUCAAUGGACGCGGUGUACCAUGUUAAAGUGAGCGCGCCACCGGCAGUUGGGAUUGAUGUUUCGCCUAAGAAGCUUGUUUUUAGUGAGGGAACUCAAACGCUGUCUUACGAGAUUACGUUUACAAGUGCGGUGGCAUUGGGUGAGUUUGGUGUUGCUUCACAGGGAUUUGGAUCAAUCGAGUGGACCGAUGGGACCCAUAAAGUUAUGAGCCCAAUUGCUGUUAUGUGGCAGCAGGGUCCGUCAGUUGUGUCUAUGUGAGAUGCGGCCCAAUGGACUAAGGAAGCUGGGCCUUGCCCAAGGCCCAUGCUUGGAUGCUCUGUUCAUAUGCCAUCCAGCAUGAAAAAUAUUUAAGUUUUUUUUUUUUUUAAAUUUUUUUUUCCUUUAUUUUUAUCCCCGGUGUAUUUGCAAAUUGUUUUUUACCGCUGUAUUUGCAAAUUAAGAUAUCUGUUUGUACAAAUGAAAAUAGAGAGUAUUUCUCUGGUAAUUUUAAUUUUUCUGCUUAACUAA
Rhododendron vialii is the source of this 2789-nucleotide messenger RNA. Its product is annotated as subtilisin-like protease SBT1.4. Gene Ontology annotation, molecular function: serine-type endopeptidase activity. The transcript has 2 exons. Bases 129 to 2540 code for a protein of 803 amino acids. Lineage: Eukaryota; Viridiplantae; Streptophyta; Magnoliopsida; Ericales; Ericaceae. Gene Ontology annotation, biological process: proteolysis. The record is from RefSeq and is a predicted model, not a curated record.